UUUAUUUUUUAUUGUAAAAUUAGAUAAUUAAUAUAAGCACCUGUUGUUUUAAACAUUUCCUCACUAAUACUUCUAAUUGCAUGCCCAUUGUAACACUUACUGCUACCUACUUGUAGAACCGGUGUCGUGCCAUAAAGUGAUGGUCUGCCGAAAACGGAUCAUCCUGUUGAAUCCGUCCAGUUUGUUUACGUCUAUAUGUGCUUUCAUCCGGGUCAAACAGUCAGAAUAUGCAAAUAAAACAGUAGAAGUAUUUCUUUGAGAAACUUUAACGAGCUGGGUCAAUAUAUAAUUGAGGGACUUUUGACGUCCAUAUGACAUAUUUUGCAUGCAUUUUCAUUAAAAAAAAAUUUAAAUGUUAAUUAUGAUCAUGUCUUUACAAAUGCCGUGGUUGUUUAUUAUGGAAACAAUCACUUAUUAAUAAAAAUGACUGGAUUUCACUAAAAUGUCAACAAAUAACCAUCCAAGUUCAAUAAUAACCACUUUCUAAUUAGCUAAACAAUAAUAAAAAUGAGCUUAUUAUUACAUGACUUAAUAUGAAGUAGUGUGUGAGUCAAGUGUGGAUUUAUCCAAUGUCAACAGGUUUAGUACAGUAUCUUUAUAAAUAAUUUCCAAUUUCAAUUUGACUCAUUUGUGUAUAUAUAAUAUUUUAGAAGAAUAUUUCUCUAAAAAUGCCAUGUGGUGUUUGGUUAUGUGGAUUUUAGGCCUGAAAACAGUAAAAAUGUCAACUAUGUUACAAAACAUCCCGCAAUUAUAUAUGGACCCAGCUAGUUACACUUUAUGUGUUUGGUAUUUCUGAUAUUUUUGUUUAGGUUAUCAUUAACAUGGUUUCCAUGAUUUAAAACAGGGAAUUUAUCUCUUUUCCUAUUAUCCUAUGAUCUUUUUUUUUUUUUUAAAAUAACCCUCAUGAAUGAAAUCAAAUCAUUUUAAUGCAUUUAUAAGAUGCCGGUCAGAAUGUUUCGGGGGUUUUGUCAAGUGGAAAACAUAUGUCUUUCAAGUUUACUUUAGGCAGUAAAAAGAAUUAUUAUAAUCUAGGACACAGAGCAGAGAAAAUCAUCCAGAGACCAAACAACAACCGCUUCAGUCAGUUUUUGGUACAGCAUCGGCUUUGUUGAUUUGCUGUGGAGUCAUAAUAAACUCCAGCAGGUGGAGCUGUCAGAGACAAACAGUAACUGUGGCAGCACCAGAGUCCAGAAAUCCCACAUUCACAGUCAAACUGCAUCAGGAUUCUCUUUUAUGUUGGCAGAGUGGCUGCCAGCAGAGGAGCUGAUUUGAGUCAUGGCUGAGGAACCCGCAGCAGAAAUCCAGUUGCUGAGAAGCCAGAAGACCAAGCUGAUAGAAAUUCUGAGUGCGGAUGCUGACUUUGUGCUGCAGCAUGCAGACUCUCGCUGUCUGCUGUCUCUCCGUGGCUACCAGCAGGUGAAAUCUUGCCGUGUUCCCAGUGAAAAGGUUACAGACCUUUUGGAUCAUAUCAUUCAGAGAGGUCCUGAAGCAGCACAAGGGCUACUGGAUCUACUAAAGGACCAAGCUCUGCAGGAAACCUUCCCAACGCUUUGUUUUAUUAAUGAUCUGCAGGUCAACUCACUGUCUUCAGAAACAUCACAAGACGCUGAAUUACAAGAUGUAAUUCCAGCCAUAAACAUCUGCAAAAAUGCAUCCAGUGUAGUGAAGGAGAAACAGCUGAUGUCUGUGGCUCGUGGCAUUGGCAGGUCUUGGCGGGAGAUCGGCAGACUGGCUCUAGACAUCCCGUCUGUGAAACUGGAACAGAUCGAAGAGGAUCAUCGGCUGCAUGCGGAGCGAGUCUUCGCCAUGCUGCGUUACUGGAGAACCCGCCAGAGGAACAAAGCCACUGCUGCUCACCUGCACUCCCUCCUCAGUCAGGGCGACUGGGCUCUGCCACCUGAAAGCAUCGACUUUCUGUUAGAGACAAACUGAGGCCUUCACUGUCUGAUUCCUUCUGAGAGUUAAAUCCUCUCAGAGGAAAGGUUUUCCUGGGGAUUAGUGUUUUUCUCAUCAUAAAGACUAAUUUUAUGUCAGGAGAGACACAGGACUAUGAUUGUACUACCUGAUUAAAUUACCCCACAGUGGGGUAACAUUUACACCACUGAGCAAGGGACCUUUGUUCACCUUAAACUACACUUUUAUAUAAUGGUGUGGCUGUCAUAGAAAAAUAGUAAAUGAUUUAUUUUGAUGCUUUACUUUUUAAGAGCUGUUGUUACUGCUGUUAAAAAUGAUUGUAGUGUUACAAUCAUGUAAUGUAGUGUUUUUAUUCUCUUUUUAGAAAUUAGAUGAACAACUAAGUAGUGCUCUGUUCAUUUUAGUGUGCGUUUCAAGAGGUGAAUAAAAACAUAUUUCUCUUA
Acanthochromis polyacanthus (spiny chromis) is the source of this 2357-nucleotide messenger RNA. RefSeq lists its product as uncharacterized. The record is from RefSeq and is a predicted model, not a curated record. Bases 1276 to 1932 code for a protein of 218 amino acids. Gene Ontology annotation, molecular function: protein binding. Gene Ontology annotation, biological process: signal transduction; regulation of apoptotic process. Lineage: Eukaryota; Metazoa; Chordata; Actinopteri; Pomacentridae. The transcript is spliced from 5 exons.